Cheilinus undulatus (humphead wrasse) is the source of this 1683-nucleotide messenger RNA. Its product is annotated as tripartite motif-containing protein 16-like. NCBI's taxonomy places the organism in Eukaryota, Metazoa, Chordata, Actinopteri, Labriformes, Labridae. The transcript has a single exon. The record is from RefSeq and is a predicted model, not a curated record. Gene Ontology annotation, molecular function: protein binding; zinc ion binding. Bases 1 to 1683 code for a protein of 560 amino acids.
AUGGCGCAGAAAGAACAUCAGCCGACGCCCGACGCCUUUUCUUGUUGGAUCUGUCUGGAUCUACUAAAUUGUCCAGUGACUGUUCCCUGUGGACACAACUACUGCAAGGAUUGUCUUCAAUCCCACUGGGAUUCAGAAGAAUGGAAGAAAAUCUACAGUUGCCCUCAGUGCCACACAACCUUCACACCAAGGCCGGUCCUGCUGAAAAACGACACGUUGGCAGCUUUGGUGGAGGAGGUGAACAAGAGCAGACGCAAGGUUGUUCUUGAUGAUUACUUCUAUGCUGGAGCUGAAGAUGUGGCCUGUGAUUUCUGCACUGGGAGGAAACUGAAAGCCCAACUGUCCUGUCUGCAAUGUAUGGCCUCUUACUGUCCGAUUCACAUUCAGCCUCAUUUUGAAGUAGCUCCUCUAAAGAAACACAAGCUGGUGGAGCCAUCCAAGAGGCUCAUGGAGAACAUCUGCUCUCGUCAUGAUGAGGUGAUGAAGUUGUUCUGUCGUACUGAUCAGCAGUCUAUCUGUUAUGUCUGUUCAUUAGAUGAACAUAAGGGCCAUUUCACAGUCUCAGCUGCAGCAGAGAGGGCCGACGGGCAGAGAAAGCUGGAGGUUAGUCAACAAAACAUCCAGCAGAGAAUCCAGGACAGAGAGAGAGAUGUGAAUCUGCUUCAACAGGAAGCAGAGGCCAUCAAUCGUUCUGCUGAUAAAGCAGUGGAGGACACUGAGAGCAGCUUCACCGAGCUGAUCUGUCUCAUGACAAAAUGUCACUCAGAAGUGACGCAUCAGGUCCAACUCCAGCAGAAAACUAAGGUGAGUCAAGUCAAAGAGAUGCAGGAGAAGCUGAAGCAGGAGAUCGCUGAGCUGAAGAGGAAAGACGUCGAGAUACAAACGCUGUUACAAACUCAGGAUAACAUCCAGUUCCUACAGGCCUACCCCUCACUGUCAGCACUCAGCCAACCUUCACAAUCACCCACCAUCAAUAUCCGUCCACAAAGGUACUUUGAGACUGUGACAGUGGUUGUGUCAGCAGUCAGAGAUAAACUACAGGAGGUUCUGCGUGGGGACUGGACAAACAUCUUACAGCCAGUGGCUGAAGUGGAUGUUUCACUGCCACAACCAGAGCCCACAACCAGAGAAGAGUUCUUCAGGUAUUCAUGCGACAUCACACUGGAUCCAAACACAGCACACGACUUUCUGUUAUUAUCUGAUGGGGACAAGAAAGUGACAAACCGUAUGCGAGUUGAGUCUUAUCCUGAUCAUCCAGACAGAUUCACUAAACAGUGUCAGGUCCUGAGUCGGGAGAGUCUGACUGGACGUUGUUACUGGGAGGUGAAGUGGGAUAGAAAUGUUCAUGUGGCAGUCGCAUUCAAGAAUAUCAGCAGAGAAGGGAGCAGGACUGAAUCUGAAUUUGGACACAGUAACAACUCUUGCGCAUUAUGUCUAAGCAGCUACAGGUGCUACUUUUUGUGCCAUGGUGUCAACACUCCUGUCUCUGAUCCUCAGUCCUCCAGAAUAGGCGUGUACCUGGAUCACAGAGCAGGUAUUCUGUCCUUCUACAGCAUCUCUGAGACCAUGACUCUCCUCCACAGAUUCCAAGCCACAUUCGAUCAGCCUCUAUAUGUUGGAUUUGGACUUGGUUUGGGAUCCACUGCUGAGAUCUGUAAGCUGACAAAAACAGAAGUCAUUUAA